AGCGCAACGGGCAAGGAGGUGUUGCAGAACCUCGGUCCCAAGGACAAGAGCGACCGUCUCCUUAUCAAGGGAGGCAGAAUCGUCAAUGAUGAUCAGUCCUUCUAUGCUGACAUUUACAUGGAAGAUGGCUUAAUAAAGCAAAUUGGAGACAAUCUGAUUGUCCCUGGAGGAGUGAAGACCAUCGAGGCCAACGGGAAGAUGGUGAUCCCAGGAGGCAUUGAUGUCCACACUCACUUCCAGAUGCCAUACAAGGGGAUGACUACAGUCGAUGACUUCUUCCAAGGGACAAAAGCUGCCUUAGCAGGUGGCACCACCAUGAUCAUUGAUCAUGUGGUGCCUGAGCCUGAAUCCAGCCUGAGCGAGGCCUAUGAGAAGUGGCGCGAGUGGGCUGAUGGGAAGAGCUGCUGUGACUACGCCCUGCACGUGGACAUCACCCACUGGAACGACAGUGUCAAGCAGGAAGUGCAGAGCCUCAUCAAGGACAAAGGGGUUAACUCCUUCAUGGUUUACAUGGCCUACAAGGAUUUGUACCAAGUGUCCAACACAGAGCUCUAUGAGAUCUUCACCUGCCUGGGAGAACUAGGGGCCAUUGCUCAAGUUCAUGCUGAGAAUGGGGACAUCAUUGCCCAGGAGCAGAACCGGAUGUUGGAAAUGGGGAUAACUGGCCCAGAAGGCCAUGUGCUGAGCAGACCAGAAGAGCUGGAAGCUGAGGCCGUGUUCCGUGCCAUCACCAUUGCCAGCCAGACCAAUUGCCCCCUGUACGUCACAAAGGUCAUGAGCAAGAGCGCGGCUGACCUCAUCUCACAAGCCAGGAAAAAAGGAAAUGUGGUCUUCGGGGAGCCCAUCACUGCCAGCCUUGGUAUAGAUGGGACCCAUUACUGGAGCAAGAACUGGGCCAAAGCAGCUGCGUUUGUGACGUCCCCACCUCUGAGCCCGGACCCAACCACUCCUGACUACAUCAACUCCUUGCUGGCCAGCGGUGAUCUGCAGCUCUCUGGCAGUGCGCACUGCACCUUCAGCACUGCUCAGAAAGCCAUUGGGAAGGACAACUUCACAGCCAUCCCCGAGGGUACCAAUGGCGUGGAGGAGCGGAUGUCCGUCAUCUGGGACAAGGCUGUGGCCACAGGAAAAAUGGAUGAAAACCAGUUUGUGGCCGUGACAAGCACAAAUGCUGCCAAGAUCUUUAACCUGUAUCCCCGCAAGGGCAGGAUAUCUGUGGGCUCUGACAGCGAUCUAGUCAUCUGGGAUCCAGACGCUGUGAAGAUCGUCUCUGCCAAGAGCCACCAGUCGGCUGCAGAAUACAACAUCUUCGAAGGGAUGGAGCUGCGUGGGGCCCCCCUGGUCGUCAUCUGCCAGGGCAAGAUCAUGCUGGAAGACGGCAACCUGCACGUGACCCAGGGGGCCGGCCGCUUCAUCCCCUGCGGCCCCUUUUCCGACUACGUCUACAAACGAAUCAAAGCCAGGAGGAGGAUGGCGGACCUGCAUGCCGUCCCGAGGGGCAUGUACGACGGGCCCGUGUUUGACCUGACUACCACCCCCAAAGGGGGCACCCCUGCGGGCUCCACCCGGGGCUCCCCCACGCGGCCCAACCCGCCUGUGAGGAACCUCCACCAGUCGGGGUUCAGCCUGUCGGGCACCCAGGUGGACGAGGGGGUCCGCUCAGCCAGCAAGCGCAUCGUGGCGCCCCCUGGAGGCCGCUCUAAUAUCACAUCCCUGAGUUAAGCAACCUUUCCCCAAAGGGGAGCAGAAGCAAGAAGAGAUUUUUUUGAAGCCAAAAUGGUACACCAAUAUUUAAGAAGGAAAGCAAAUCCAAACGGUUGCGGUAUAAAGAAUCAAUAAGCCUCAAGCCUUAUGUUUCUCCAUGUUAAGCUCGCUUGCCUAGCUUUACGAAUAUUGCUUUGUUUUCUGUUUAUGCGUAGCCUUGAUUUGUUGGACCCUCUCCCCCAUUUACAUGCAUGCAAUCAGACAGGCCGCUAAGGUAAAAGAGUCUGCUAUAUUAUAGUGUUGAGAGCGUGUGUAGUGCUGCAUCGUACGACAAGGGGACAGACAAAGCUGGGAGGUCAGGGAAAUGACAAAAGGGACGCAGGUUAUUUGGGGCGAGUGGGUGGUGGGAGCCAAGAGCAAGGUGGAGGGCACCGAGGGGAGGGGGUAGGGUGUGCAGGGGGGUGGGCCGUCGUGUACUGUGUUGGUGAUGUGUGUUUAUUUCCACUUCCAGCAGCUGUCACGCACUGCAGUCCCUCGGGGUCUGCAGAGACGCAGGCUAGUCUUCGGCUUCUGGAUUUGUCAGGUCCCUUCCUAGUAGAUUUUGUUUCUUUGAAUAUUAAUUAAAACACCAAAACCCAACCAUUUCUUCCACCUGCCUGAUUAUGCCAGUGUUUGUUCGGGCCUCUUUCUCGCUUGGUGUUGCCUUCAAAUCCUCCUCACUCCUGGGCAGGCAGGUCGGAUAGGGAGGAGCAGGUGACUCGCCUCACCCUCUGUGCCUCUGUGGCGCUCUUGAAAGGCAACGACUGAGGAUGCAGUCAGACUGUUUGGUAAAGGGCAGCAGAAGCCACAGUUCACUUCCUUCUGCCCGAGGCUGGGGAGGCCCUGGCCCUGCAGUAGGGCUUCAGCUCAGAUGGGCAGGAUGAAGGGCCUCUUGCCAGUGGUGGGUGUGGAUUCUCCUGAUCGCCUGAGAUCCAAGCACAUCAGUGACUGCAUAGGAUUUUUAAUCACUUUUCUCUUAGAUCCCUAACUUUUCCUACUAAUAUGGCAGUCAACUCGGGAUUUGGGAAAGUCAGUCCAACGCAGAGAAAGCACACUCUGUUAGCCUGGUUCAGUCUCUCAGUUCUAAGCCAUCCGUUUCCUCUUUCAUUCACAGAUCCCGGGGGGCGGGGAGAGCUCUAUUUUGGCACCAAAAUCUCAGAGUGAGUCGCAGUGACAGGACGCGGCUUCCUGAAGGGGCAGUGAAGGAAGUCAGCGGAGGGUUUGCAUCUCUCUUGUCUGUCAGAGCGGAGUGUCCAUUUCCUCAUCAGUCUACUUCUGCAAGCUCAAGUUUUGGAGCAGCUCCUGUGAAUGAGACAAGGAGUAGGGGGUAGAACGGGGACACCUCCUUACCAGGACAAACACCUUAGCCUGGGUCAGGCUUCUGUGCCCUGGGAAUACAGCUGACAGAAGCCAUAAACCUGUGUACUAAGUACUUUGAAGAGAAGAGCAGGCCUCACACACCUUUUAAGUGCUUAGGAGAAACCAUUGUCCCUGGCUGAAGUUGUGUAUUUUGUUUUGUUUUUUUUUUGUUAAUGGGGCUGGGGAUUAAACCAGGGCCUCACAUAUGCUAGG
Messenger RNA from Fukomys damarensis (Damara mole-rat), 3315 nucleotides. RefSeq names its product dihydropyrimidinase like 3 (gene Dpysl3). NCBI's taxonomy places the organism in Eukaryota, Metazoa, Chordata, Mammalia, Rodentia, Bathyergidae. The coding region runs from base 118 to 1722 and encodes 534 amino acids. Gene Ontology annotation, cellular component: cytoplasm; cytosol. Gene Ontology annotation, biological process: actin crosslink formation. The transcript has 14 exons. The record is from RefSeq and is a predicted model, not a curated record. Gene Ontology annotation, molecular function: hydrolase activity, acting on carbon-nitrogen (but not peptide) bonds, in cyclic amides.